GACCAGAGUAUGAUUCACGGCGGCUUUAUAAAAAGCUCCAACCACCAUUUGUCAGCCGGCCCUGCCAGCUGAGUGACGAACUUCCUGGUCACAUUAGUCGGCGCGGCUCGGCUCGGCUCGGCUCGGCUCGGCUCGGCUCGGCUCGGCUCGGCUCCGGUCGUCUCCUCUCUGGGAUGUUCGGUCCGGGACGCGGCGCGCGAGGCGCACGGGACGCGGCUCGGAGCGCGAGGAAGGGUCCACCGGCAUGAGGAGGGAGCGCGGGCCACGCAGCUUAACGAGCUGAGAUCAGAGGAGGCAGGACAGAUGCUGUUUACUCGGCGCUGCGCCGCCCAAGGACGUUAGGAGGAAGGCGAGCGGCGCGGAGCGGAGCGGAGCGGAGCAGACACACCGAGACGCCUCCCGGAUGGCGUUUUCCGGGGCCGGGGCCGGGGCUGCGGACAUCCUACGGAGGCAUGAGCCGGGGGACACGUUUGGGAAUCAUGCCUUGACUACAAAAGAGUAAUUAUCCGCGGAUAAACUGCAGCAGCACGUCAGAAGUAAAAAAAAAAAAAAAAAAAAAAAAAAAGGGGCCUCCUCGGAUGGAGCUGGAGCUGAGUGAGCUCUAAUCCGGCCACAAUCCUCCCUGACAGGCGGCGACGAGCGACGGCAAAGGGACGCUCUUUUCGCGAUUGAAGGAAUUUAUGGGAUCACAAGUCUCCUCUGAUGAGAUGAGUGUGUGUGCUGGCCAGGGCAGCGAUGAGGUGCUGGUUUCACAGGCGGUGUGGGAUUACCUGGCCGCGGCCGGGCGGCCCUGGCUCAUUGACUUCCAGCACAAGCAGGGGAUGAGUGCUGGGAUCAUUAGGCGAGGAGAGAGGGGGGGCUGCUGUGCCGUGCGGCUGCAGCCGGUAGCCGGGGUGAUGGAUGGCCCCAUCUCCAGUGAGACACGAAAAGCCUUCAUAGACUUAUGCCGUUGUGCCCGCAAAGAGAUGAGCAAACAGGAGGGGGGGUCCAAGAGGAAGAGGGCCCUGCUGCCCUGCGUGGGAGUCCUGGAGCCCAACGGAGAGGGAAGCCUGCUCCAGCCUCCACCACCGCAGCCCCGGCGCUCCCAGAGGCAGCAGCAGAGGUUCAGGAAGCCGGCCGACGAGGAGGCCUGCGCCAUGCUCCACGAGGCGGCCUACAGGAAGGACCUGGACCCCAGCCUCGCCUCUCACAGCGAGGCCGAGGACAAUAACACUUGUUCCAUCUGCAUGGGGGACGUGGUGGAAAGGACCACCUUGGAGAAAUGCGGUCACUCGUUCUGCCGCUCCUGCCUGGAUCAAGCUUUCAAGGUGAAGAAAGCGUGUCCCGUGUGUCGGCUGGUGUACGGACAGCUGAUCGGGAACCAGCCGGCCAACGGUUCGAUGAUUGUAGAGCGGGAUCCUGAUCUGGAGCUUCCUGGCCAUGAAGGAUUUGGGUGUAUCUGUAUCAUCUACAGCUUCCCCCCUGGCCUACAAGCGCCGGAACACCCCAACCCAGGCGUUCGGUACCCGGGAACAGACCGUGUGGCCUACCUCCCCGACAGCCCCGAGGGGAACCGAGUGCUGGGUCUGCUGCGCCGGGCCUUCGAACAGCGCCUUAUCUUCACCAUCGGUACCUCCAUGACUACGGGCAUGCAAAACGUCAUCACCUGGAAUGACAUUCACCACAAGACCUCAAUAUGGGGCGGGCCGCGCUGUUUCGGCUACCCGGACCCCACUUACCUGGUGCGAGUGACGGAGGAGCUCAGAGAGAAAGGCAUCACGGCCGACUGACGGCGCGACACGGACGGACGCAUUCUUCCAGGACUUUGUCGGACUUUCUCCGGGUGUCCUUGCCGUGGACAUGACUCAGCUCCAGGUUGAGCCCUGAGACUGCCUGUCCCUCAGAGGGCGGCUUAAGACAAAGACCUCAGCAGACAGGCUUGUAAUGCUGCAGCAGAGCCCAUAUCGCUCCACUAGUCCUCCCUCCGUUUGUUCUUUUUCCUCCAGAGUUCAGCUUAUCCCAGUGCUACACGUGGAAGAAAAUACUGUGAGUGCAGUGCAUUCUCGUAUUACUACAAUCCUCCUUCUGUCACUGCUGGCAAUAGGACUGAUACACAAUGCAGGUUUAUUUCAGAGCAUUGUGGCGCGUGGAAUUCAUGGUACUUAUAUAUUAUUUAGGCAAUCUAAGUUCUAUGUUAUAAAGAAAGUUUGUGUUAUAUUAAUGUUUAUUUUAUGCUUUGGUGGUUACUUAGUUCCUUACAAGCACACAUCCUUUGUUGUAUCCUCCAGAACUCUUCUUUUAAUAAGUCUGUUGAUUUGAUCGUUACUAAUGAAUCGUUCUGAGGACGGCACUCGGUUCACGCCGCAGGACAGCACUGCUUCUAUAAAACAGAAUUAAUUUUCUGAAGUUAUUGCAAUCUAAAGCACUCACAGGCACUUUGGCGAGGGAGUCAGUUUUUCAGUGGGGUCUCUGCGUCCUCUCUGUGAAGCGUGCUCGGGGUGAGCAGGUUCGAUCGGCUUCGAGCUCGCUGGCUACAAGUUGAUGUCAAGAACUCUUCGUUUGUGUGUGACCUUCAUCCUCUUACCCUGCUUUUAUUUUUUUGUAUUUUCUACCCGAAUAGGAAGAAUGUUGAAUGAUGUCUCAUUGCAGCUCUUUUUUUUUCUUAGUUUAAACAUGCUUUUCGGACUUCCCAAUGAGGGUUUUUUUUUUUUUUCUCCAAUCCUGUUAUUUGAAGAUGUCUCCCAGGUGUUGAGCCCAUUACCUCAGUUGAUAGUAAUAUGCUUCUCUGAUAACCAGAUUUAUGACGAUGUCAAAAAUGAAGGGCAUAUAGACCACUCAAACCAAAUGAAAGGCACAAAAGCUCUUUAAAUAUAUCUAUGCCUCCGUCCCUGUCAGACCGGGAGAUUUGCCUGCUAAUCUUCUCAUUUAAAAUGAGGUAAAAUGCUGUAAAUUUGUUUAAAUAGAUGAUCCAAGAUUCAAUGAGAAAAAGAAAAAAAAAAAAACAGCAAAAGAAAAUGUUGCGGGAACAAUUGAUCUAAUUUAGGGUGGGAUAUCGAUCUCAUUUUGUCGUGCCUUUCUUGUAUUCACUUUUGAUAAAAAGAAAAAAAUCAAGCAUGACGUUUCUGAAGAAUGGUGAGCAGUUUGGACAUAUUUCAGUGUUAUUUGAUAGAUAAUCAGCAUUAUGUUUGUAGCUGUACUAUCCGGCUUUUAGUACAAACACUGCAAAGCUACAGAAAAAUAUGUAAACUAAUGUGUUACUCAAUUAGUCUCUUCUUCAUAAACAUUAUCGUCGUCCAAAUGCUGAAAAUAACCCCUCCGAACUGGGAAAUCUGUGUGUGUGAAAGUGCUUUGUACGUGCAGUAACCUGCUUGGCUCGUGGCGAAUUUUGGAAUUAAUUUCACUUAAUCCAUACAAGCCAACACUUCUGUUGAGUUUCCAUCCUCUUUGUAUUUUAGUUUAAGGGACCAAGCGAAAUCUUUUUGGGACACAGGAUUGUAGUUUACUUAAGCUACUGUGCAAAACAUUUCUAUGCAUUACAUGGCUGAGGAGGAGCCAGGAGAGCGGACCGGAGGGGAGAGCUCACAUAUUACAAACUGAUUGUUAUUAAAGAAAAACUUUGGGGUUUUUUUGUUUUUCUAAUUGUGUUGAUUGGUACUUUGUUGAUAUUCAGAAUAAUGUGCUUUACAUUUUAAUACUUGAAUAAAAGGUUAUGUUUUG
Salarias fasciatus (jewelled blenny) is the source of this 3696-nucleotide messenger RNA. RefSeq names its product deltex E3 ubiquitin ligase 3 (gene dtx3). The coding region runs from base 681 to 1769 and encodes 362 amino acids. Gene Ontology annotation, biological process: Notch signaling pathway; protein ubiquitination. Lineage: Eukaryota; Metazoa; Chordata; Actinopteri; Blenniiformes; Blenniidae. The record is from RefSeq and is a predicted model, not a curated record. The transcript has 5 exons.